UGUUUAAUGAGAAACAGAACACUGUUCAAGAUGAUUUUAUGUCUUCAGAAUAUCCAUCCAUCAUCUAACACACUUGUCCCUAGUAGGGGUCAGGAGGGGUGCUGGUGCCCAUCUCCAGCGGUCAACAGGACCUGUUCCAGCAAUGGGGGAAUCUUACAUCAUAAGUAUAGACUUUGGAACAACAUACAGUGGAUAUGCCUUCAGUUUGGCAUCCAGAGAAGAAGAAGUAGACCCUCAUGUGAAGUUUUGGGGUGAAGAAAUUGGACUAGAAACCCCAAAGGCUCCAACCUGCAUCCUGUUUGAUGAACAUCAACAGUUUGUCAGCUUCGGAUAUAAAGCCAAACAGACUUCCUUAAAAACAUCAGGCAAAGAUGGCAGAGCAAUGUUCUUCUUUGAUUGCUUUAAGAUGUCACUCUAUGGCAAAAAAGUCACUACAGACUUGACAAUCAAAGCAGCCAAUGGGAGGGAAAUGAAGGCUCUGAAGGUUUUUACAGAAGCUUUAAGAUUCCUGAAAGAUGACGCUCUGAAGACCAUUCAACAAAACACUGAAGGAAAGAAGUUCACAGCCUCUGAUUUCACCUGGGUUCUGACGGUUCCUGCAAUCUGGGAUCAUUCAGCCAAACAGUUCAUGAGAGAAGCUGCAACUCAGGCAGGAAUAGUGACUUAUGGAACUGAAAACAAUCUAGUUUUUGCUCUGGAACCAGAAGCAGCUUCAGUCUACUGUAAGAAACUACCAUCAGAUGGUUUCAUAGCAGAAAACCGUGGUGAAAGCAAACUGGACCAAUCUUCAGGAACUCAGUACAUUGUUGUUGAUUGUGGAGGAGGAACCAUUGACAUCACUGUUCAUGAAGUCCUUGAAGGAGGAUUUCUGAAGGAGCUGCACAAAGCCUCUGGGAACAAUAUGGGAGGACAAACUGUGGACAGAAAAUUUAAAGAGUUCCUCAGAGACACAUUCUCUCCUGAAAUCUGGGAUGAGUAUGAAGAAAAGUAUCCCAGUGAGGUUAGCAGAAUCAUGUAUGACUUCACACUUUUCAAGAGAAAAGAUGAAGAUAUGGAAAUAAUCUGUCCACUGAAUCUAGGAAUGAUGGCUCAGAAAAAACAGGACAUGGAAGAAUACUUUUAUCGAGUUCAAGAUGCAUCUUAUGAUGAUGGAGUAAUCAAAAUAUUUAAGCAGAAACUGAGAUCUUUUUUUGAAGAGAGUCUGUGGAGCAUCACUAAGAGUCUAAGAGAAAUCUUUUACAAAACCCACAGCAUUAAAUACAUUCUGUUAGUGGGAGGUUUUGCUGAAAGUCAGUAUCUAUGGAGAUACAUUACUGAUGAGUUUAUUGACAACUGCAAAGUUCUGUGUCCUUUUAGGCCCCAAGAAGCCAUUGUAAAGGGAGCCGUAGAGUUUGGAAGAAACCAAGGUGCAGUGGCAUCAAGAAAAAGUGCCUAUACUUAUGGAGUACAUCUGUCAGAGCAGGUUAAUAAGUCAAAGCACAGAGCGGACAAGCAAUACAAAAACAAAGAUAACGUCUUCUGUAGUGAUCCCCCGAAAACAACCCCGCCAUCUUCUUAUCAAGUUUCUAAAGAACAAUCCUAAAUGGCUCACAGUGAGAGGUCGUUUAGUCAGUUCUGGAGAAAGUUAGGAAGACGUAUCAGAUGCUGAACUUUAAAUGAAUUGAUGUC
This is a messenger RNA of Xiphophorus couchianus (Monterrey platyfish), 1668 nucleotides long. Its product is annotated as heat shock 70 kDa protein 12A-like. NCBI's taxonomy places the organism in Eukaryota, Metazoa, Chordata, Actinopteri, Cyprinodontiformes, Poeciliidae. The record is from RefSeq and is a predicted model, not a curated record. The transcript has 5 exons. Gene Ontology annotation, molecular function: ATP binding; ATP-dependent protein folding chaperone. Bases 143 to 1582 code for a protein of 479 amino acids.